Symbiodinium necroappetens is the source of this 483-nucleotide messenger RNA. NCBI's taxonomy places the organism in Eukaryota, Dinophyceae, Suessiales, Symbiodiniaceae. The record is from the annotation of a GenBank genome assembly.
GACGUGCUUGGGCCGUUGGUGAGCUGGACGCUAUAUUGGGAUCGUUACGACGAAGGCUUCUUUGCUGGCGGCAGAUUCAGCGGCAAAGGCCUUCAUGUGGAUCAGGUCUUGUGGAGCAAUGUGGGACGGAACUACAAGGGCUACAAGCUCGCGGCUGCAUGGCCCAAAGGUGAAUGCAGCAAACAGGUGGCCUUGGAAUUCUAUGAUGUGCUUUUCGUGCCCCCGCUUCAGCCACGAGAGCUUCAGGCUCUUCAGAAGGCCGCCAAGGUGGCGCUGCUGCGGCCGGGCGACGUCUACAUCUUCAGCGGGGGUGUUGCUCACACCGUCCUAUGCGUGUCGGAGGAGAUGUGCAUUGGCGUGUACGAGUCCUUCGUGACUUUCCACCCGGACCAUGUCAAGCACUUCCUGCACACCGAUGAUGCUGAGGGCGAGUACUCCUUGGGAACCUACUCCAUGAGCCCGAGAUCUUUCCGAGAUACGAAG